Molecule: messenger RNA, 1400 nt
Organism: Guyanagaster necrorhizus
Lineage: Eukaryota; Fungi; Basidiomycota; Agaricomycetes; Agaricales; Physalacriaceae
Product: DUF1753-domain-containing protein
Exons: 4
Coding region: 345-1289 (314 amino acids)
Biological process (GO): inositol phosphoceramide metabolic process
Cellular component (GO): inositol phosphoceramide synthase complex; Golgi membrane
Molecular function (GO): inositol phosphoceramide synthase regulator activity
Source: RefSeq, a predicted model, not a curated record
CAGAGGGUGUACACUGACAGAGACAUUCACUGACGACCCAUUACUGCUGAUCGCCUUUUCCUUUGAAACAGAAUGCUCAGAAACAGAAUUCGUCGAGACGGAGGUCGAAAAAUGUUUGGAUGUUGGCAGACGGGAACGUGGUGGUGGCUGUUGUUGGGGCUGCUGGGAGGUCGUUGGUGAUGAAGAAUUCGCAAGGAAACGAGACUGCGAAUGGUUUGAAAAAUAAUUGGCCAUGAAAUACGGAACAAAAAAUUGUCGAGAAAAAUUUAUAGCGUCGUUGGUGCAGGUCGAAGUGAGAGUGCGUUAUGUAAUGCCCCUUCCUUUUCCUUCAACACCCACCCGUCAUGAAACUUACCCUCCGUCCCGAAUGGCGGCUAUGGCCCUUCAGCUCCUUCCUCGGCCUCCUCGACAUAAAAACUGGUGUCAUCGUCGCCCUUAUGUUCGUUCUUUUGAACAAGGUUGCUGGAGUAUACGGUCUCAUUGCCGUUGUCACGGGCGCCGGUGGUUCCUUUGCUCAACUCAGCUUGUACAUAUACUCCGUCGUCGCCUUGCUGGGAUUUGGCUGGGGCCUCAACGCUGUCAAGGAGGAAGACCCCAAGCAUACCCUUUACUUUGCACAUCUAUAUUUCGCUGACCACGUCUUCUCCACAUCAUGGACAAUCUUUUUUGCUGUUAUUUGGUGGUUCCAGACGCCUCAUGAUGGGAGCCGCCAGGCAAACUCGCCCGCUCAGACUGAAAUCAUCAAUGGUGCGAUCAUGGCCGGUCAGCCUCUUAGUGAAGAAGAGCGUAUAGAGGCCGCUAUGAAGAUAUGGAAUCACGAAAAGGGAAUGGCAGCUACGGUCAUUGCACUGGGGUGGUUAUCCAAGAUUUAUUUCAUCCUCCUUGUCUAUUCGUACGCAACGCACUUACGAAAGGGUUCCUAUCGUUUGCUUUCGCGGACGAGGCAUACCGGCGGGCCGUCUUUCUCAGCUAACCAUGCUUACGAAUCGCUGGGACUCGGUGACGAAGAGGAGGGAGAGAUAGAAGAUUUCUACCGCACGCCAUCUCGCACUCCCAACACUGGGAAUUCAAUUUCUAGCUUUGCUGAUUUUGUCAAUGCUCCUCCAAGCAGGCCCCGGCGUGUGCCGCCUUCAUCCUUGAGCCGAGGCGGUGUUGUUAGUGGGGAGGAAGACGACAAUAUUUUCUUCGAUGAUGACGAAAUGACCUACACCUCUAGCUCGCGCGGUCACUCAAAAUUUGGAACGGACGAGAGUAGUAGUAACACGGAUGAGGAGCGUACACGAGUAUGAUGAAGGGGGGGAUCUAUUGGUGUCAUCUCUAUUUAUUAAGCUUACAUUGUAGACAUUAUACAAUCUAAUCAUUCUUCACGGGUAGCUCCUUCGAAGGGCCGGGAUCAACAU